Messenger RNA from Musa acuminata AAA Group (dessert banana), 4806 nucleotides. RefSeq lists its product as uncharacterized. The record is from RefSeq and is a predicted model, not a curated record. Lineage: Eukaryota; Viridiplantae; Streptophyta; Magnoliopsida; Zingiberales; Musaceae. The transcript has 7 exons. The coding region runs from base 191 to 1558 and encodes 455 amino acids.
CCGAUUGGUGGGUGUUCUUGAGAUCUCACCAGCAUGAAGGCGUAGUUAAUCCAAUCUCUACAUGAAUCGGAGUGACACGUUGCUUGAACUGGUACAACUCCAAAUUCGUGUAGGAUGAAUCUGCUUUUACGUGGAUCAUAUAAUAUGAAGACAGUCACUCAAUCUUGUCUUCUGUAUAAAGACGAAUCGAAUGCUUCCUAUAAAGAUCCACCACAGCGAAGUUAAUACGAGAGAGAGAGAGAGAGAGCGAGCGAGAGAGAUGGAUCCCUGCCCAUUCGUUCGGCUCAUCGUGGAAUCUCUUGCGUUGAAGCUACCGCCAGUGGCGAAGCCGGCAGGCCCUGGCGUCCACCCCUCCGCCACCCCAUGCUUCUGCACCGUCCAACUCCAAGACUGCCCCUCCUCCACCCAGACCGCUCCUCUCCCUCUCGCCGUCGACCCCACGUCGACCACCAACUUGAUCGAACCAGCAGCGUCCACUUCUGCCGUUGCCUCCUCCGCGGUCGUCAUCAGUCUCGAGCCAGCCGCGUUGCGGAGGCCGUCAGGCAGACCAGCAAGCCUGACCGUGGCGGUCUACGCGGGCCGGACGGGGAGCACGUGCGGGUUCAGCUCCGGCCGGCUGCUCGGCCGGGUCAGAGUGGCGGUGGACCUCGAGUCGGCUGCCACGCGGGCGGCGGUGAUACAGAGCGGGUGGGUCAGCAUGGGGAGCGGGCUGUCGGCGGCGCGGCUCCACCUGGUGGUGCGGACGGAGCCGGACCCCAGGUUCGUGUUCCAGUUCGGGAGCGAGCCGGAGUGCAGCCCGGUGGUGUACCAAAUCCAAGGAGGCGGUGGGACUGGCCACGGCGGUUGCGUUCGCCAACCGGUGUUCAGUUGCCGGUUCUCCGCUGACCGUCGGCGGACCACCCGAACCACCUCACCGCCAACCAAAAGCAACCGGAGAAGAUGUUGGUUUGGUUCACUGGGUGGAGAAAGAGACCACGAGAGCAGGGAGCAGCGCAAGGGGUGGACUGUAACCAUUCAUGACCUCUCGGGAUCCCCGGUGGCUGCCGCGUCCAUCGUCACUCCCUUCGUGGCCUCCCCCGGUUCAGACCGUGUCUCGCGCUCCAACCCCGGCGCAUGGCUCAUACUCCGCGCCGUCGGCCCGUCCGCCACCAACUGGAAGCCAUGGGGACGGCUCGUGGCCUGGCGCGAGAAAGGCCCCGUCGACGCCCUGGGCUACAGGUUCGAGCUCAUGACCGACGCCGGACCAAACCGCGGAGUCCCCAUCGUGGAGUCGUCCCUCAGCAUGCGCAAAGGUGGCCACUUCUGCAUCGAUCCUGGCGUCGUCGAAAAGUCAGGGCCCUUCGCCGGUGGCUUCGUGAUGGCAGCGACGGUGGAAGGUCAAGGCAAGGUGAGCAAGCCAACAGUUCAAGUCGGGGUGCAGCACGUAUCGUGCAUGGCGGACGUCGCUCUCUUUAUAGCGCUUUCAGCAGCCAUUGAUCUCAGCGGAGAUGCUUGCCAGUUGUUCUCCCACAAGCUACGCAAGGAGCUUUCCCAAGACCAGCAAGAGUACGCCCCUUGAAGAGGAUGGCCAAGUUCCUCCUUGUUCAUGUGAUGUGAUGACUACAGGCUUUCAGCAGUCUUUUGUUUGAUCACAAGAAUCGUUUCCUCUGUUUUGUUGAUAUCACUGUUAUCAUUUUUUUGUUUUAUGAAUCUUAGGAGUAAUGCGAGCAGGAUUAUUUCUAGCAUUAUUUUCAUAUCACCCAAUUUCCAUUGCAUCCUGUGCUGAUGCUACCAUGAUUGCGCAAAUCCACAGGUUUUGAUGCUUACUAGAACAAAAAGAAGCGUGACUGCAACUAUACGAGUACGAAAGACUCUUCGAUGAAUCAUUCAGAGUUAUAUAUUGAUGGGAAAUAACCUUUAUUGGAUCAACAUGUCAGUAAUAUCAAUACAGGAAAUUGAUAAUUCAUGAGUCAAAUAAGGGAAGGAAGCAUCAAAUGAAACAACAAGAUGAUGCUCUGUUUCUGAUUUCUGGCAUUAGAAUCAGCAUCAAGAACCUCGCUAACUUCAUCUCAAGGUGCAGUGACCCGUUUACGGAGUCGGGCUGAGCGCCUUAAAGAACUCUGCAGCACAAAAUAGAGAAGUUGAGAAUCUGAAGCUCCACACAUGUUUCUUGGCUAGAACAGAAGACAACUGACCUGUUCCCUAAUGAGUGACCUCUGAACGGCAGGACUUCUGUUCAUAAUCGCUGAAGUCUCCGACGGAUCUGUUGGAUAUUGAUCUGGCUUUGAUUCCUCAACCGGAUCUGCUCCUCUUCCUCUGAAUCUUUGGGUUGAACCUGUUGGAUGGGCAGUUCUCCCAACGAUGGUGUACUCCCCAAGCAAUUCCACCACCGGUGGCCGAGUACCAGCUAACUCUGUUCCUUCAUUGCUUGUGUGACUCAGAGGCUUAUGACAAACAUUUGAAUCGCUUACCUUAUCCUCUUUCCCUCUAAUGGAAGAUAUAACCUCAUCCUGAAUGUUCAUCUCACAGGUGGGCGUGGAUGCUGGCGCUGAGGUCUUCUGGUGCUUCAGACAAGACUUGUACAAGAUAGUACUCAGCGUAAGCGUCAGCAAAGACAUUGAUAGUAGUAUCCUACGAACAUUCUUCGAGGCAAACACAAAGUUAUGGUCCCAUUUGAACUCGUUCUUCCCUGUAUCAGUGACUUCACUGUCGUCCAUUUUUCGAUCAUCUGACACCAGGCUUGAGAAGAUUUGGGAACGAGGAAGCCACAAAGAUUCAUUUAGCUCUGCGCCGCCCUCCGCCCACGGUGCCUCCCGGAGGUCCACAAUUUCAUCUUGAUCAUCUGAAGAGGUGGUAUCAGCAAAUUGAGUCUCUGAAACUUGUGAGGAGACAGCCGGCACAUGAUGAGUGUCACCCAGAAUCUCCUCGCUCCAUUCAUCUGGAAGAGAAAGACUGCAUUUGUGCUGCUCAGCGAACUGGGAAUCAGCAGCCUCGUCAGUCAUUGCUUCAACCACAAAGUCAUCUUCAGUACCAAUUCCAUUCUCAACCAUCGAUCCUCCAUCUUUCCUUGUUGCCACUUCAAUUCCAUGAAGCGAUUUGUUCUCUUGAUUUGGAAGGCGCCGGGAGCAAGUCUUCUGCAUCAAGCUUCUCCGGAUCCGAAGAAAGGCUCGAGUCGCCUCCCGAUCCGUAAUCUUCCUCCCUCUUCUCUCCCACGAAGCGCAUGAGAAUCUGCCGGCGCCUAUGCGGGUUAUAGCGGAGGAACUGCGGCCUCGGGGAGGUGCAAUUCGUCAGCGGAUCAUAAGAAACAGGGUUGGAAGGACUAGAGCUGGCUUCAUCUCGAUCCCCACAAAGACAGAACCUCGAAGAAAGAUCCGAGCCCAUUUGCGCUCCCAAGCGGGCGUCAUGACAGGACUCCGGUAAGAUCGCGCGGUUGUUCUUCUCGGACAAGAUCUUCCUCUUCGCAGCCGAAGACAUGGCCGUAGUCAUUAAGUUCUUGCCUUCCUUCCCUACUAAAAAAGGCCUGCUGUUUUCGUCAGUCUCUCCGGCGUCUUUCAUUCCUUUACCAGAGCUUCUUCUUUGGGAAUCUGCAACCAAAAAAAAAGGCCCUCAUCAAGACGAGCUAUUGAACCUUGAAACCCAAUGAUAUUCCAAUCUCAUCAAAAAAUGCAAAUCGAAAAUGAUGAAAAGGGGAGAUCAAAGUCGAGAAAUUCACCACAAGGGAACGGCUUGCGAUACCAAGAGUUCGGUGAGCGACUAUUCGUAGAGAAAUCCAUUGAUCUCGUUUCUUUUUCGUCUUGGAUUUCUACUUGCAGAGGUGACGAGAUCCGACCGUUGGUGAUUUUGUAGCUUAUGACCUUAUAUUCAAAUUUCGAAUAUCUCAUCCGACCGUUGGUGAGAAGCAACAGGUGGCGUCCUCAGACGGCUUCGAGUUGCAGUGUCCUGGCAGACCAAUUUAAACAACGAGGACCAAAUUAUAUUGGCGUAUUAAAUUAUCAUAUCAUUAUUUAGGUAUAAUUAAUUAUUAGGAAAUAGAAAAUACUAUAUCAUACAAUAUUAUAUUAGAGAGCCAGACGGGGUUGUCAAUAACCGACGUCGCCCUUCCCAUCUCUCGUUCCGGCCCAAGCCCAACAGUUAACCACCGACCUCGACCACGCAGAAGAGGGCAACAUCACACGGCCCGAAGCGCAGGACCAUGGCUUCCUUCGCCAAGAAACGGAGGAUCGAGGCGAAGAAAGGGAAUGUGCCAUCACUUGCUGUAAAAGAUAAUGCUGCAGCUUCUUCAACUGGUUCCCCUAUCCCAACAGCACCAGCCAGAGUGCAAUUGCAAAUUCAGCAGGCCAAGAAAUUUGCAGUUACACAGGCACAACAAGAAGGAUGCCUUGGAAAUUAUAGAAGUUUUGAUUCACCAUUUGGGAACUAUCUUGUUCCUGUAAUCCCCACUCGUGCUGACUUAUUUGGAAGGCAUCCCACUAAUUAUGACAGUUUUCAUUCAUCUCGGCACAAUGGUGUGUGUGUGUGUGUGCGCGCGCAUGUGUUUGUGUUUGUGCUGCAUUCACGAACCAAGUUCCACGCUCGUGAGAAUAACUGGACCAGCCUGCCUCGGUCAUGAUUGCGUGGUUCGAGGACAGCAAUGCAUUUGGCCACCCCCAGAUUUAGCUGCAACUUUAAGGUAUAAGCAUCUUCCACUAUAUCAUUUUGUUCUAUUGAUUUCAGUCCCAGUAACUGAAACGAUUCAACACAUCGCAUAUGUCGCUUUAUUUAUGCUUGCUAGUACUUUGGGCCCAUUCAGGCUCUCGGCAUAUCGUUUACAGAACGAGGUUUUUGAUA